GCGCUAUGCCAGAGACGUCAUGAGCGUCCUACUGCCCAACAUGGCGGACUUUGAUACCAUUUAUGAGUUAGAAGAAGAAGAUGAGAGAAUUGUGAGUGAAGAACAUCUCGUCAGAUACUGUCCCGAGCCUGUGGUUAUGCGCGGGGCUGGUCACAUCACCGUGUUUGGACUAAGCAACAAGUUUGAGACAGAGUUUCCUUCUGUUCUCACAGGAAAGGUUGCUCCAGAGGAGUUCAAGACGAGUGUCAAUCGAGUAAACGCAUGCUUGAAGAAGAACCUUCCGGUCAAUGUGAAAUGGCUGCUCUGCGGCUGCCUGUGCUGUUGCUGUACGGUGGGCUGCAGUCUGUGGCCUGUCAUAUGUCUCAACAAGAGAACGCGGAGAUCCAUUCAGAAAUUGUUAGAAUGGGAAAACAACAGAUUAUAUCACAAGCUGGGGCUGCACUGGAAACUCAGCAGGAGAAAAUGUGAGAGCAACAACAUGAUGGAAUAUGUUAUUCUUAUAGAGUUUGUACCAAAAUAUCCUAUAUUCAGACCUGACUAAAGGACUUCUGCUGGAUCCUCGUGGAAGGCCCUUCAUUCCUCUCCUUAGUGCCUUGUAUAUAUGUCGUAUUGAGGGUCUUCACUGGGUUUCUACAAAGACCCAUUUUCCCAGUACCUUGUACAGUAGAAUUCGCAACACUGUCACUUUGCUUUAGAGCAGAUUUUGCACAUUUCCUGAUGUAGUAGAAGCGCUCCAGUGUUGCACUCAGACGUUUUGUUAUAUAUAUAUAACAAGAGUGAUUGGAAGAAAGCAAACUCUGAUACGGUUUAAAAGUGCAUUUACCCCAAAGAGCUAUCAAGUCCUCCCCACAUACUAUAUUAUGGUAUUGUUGUUAAGAACAAGGCACCUUAAGGUGUGAAUUUGCCUUAUGUUUACGGUCAACCGUUUUUAAAUCAGACGUGUAAGUGCAGGAGUCAGAAGUGUGUCGUGUGUUAUUGUUUUCAGUGUAAUGACUAGCAUUGGGGCUUUUUGAAGCUAGUGCAGCAGACAUAUGAACUAGCUUAGAGUAACAGUCAGCACCUUGAUCUUCUGGCACUUUUGCGAUUGUCUACUACACGGGGAGUCAAAAAGCUGACUUGUAAAUACCAUGGACAAGAUGUACAGUGUAGUAUGCCAUGUUUACAUUAUGUAAUUUUUGCUGGUUAUUAGUUUUUUGCCAAGAUAUUAUUGUAGCAUAGUUUGUUUAUAAGCUGUCUCUGUAACUUUACAGUUGAUAUGGUCCUGUUACCCAGUAAGCCAUAAAAUAUAUGUACAAGAUGCCACUCGAGUUAGAGCUGAAAAUUGCACUUGAGCACACAAGGACAACCAUAUUGUCCUGGAGGUUUUUGAUAUUGUUUACAAUGUCAUUGUGGUGUGUUUAAAAACAACAACAUUUGCCAAUCAAUGAAAAUUUGUUACCAAGAACAAUGUGUCAUUCUUUUCACACAAAGUGAAAUUCAAGUUUUUGUUGGAACAUUAUUUGUACCCUGUAUUUUUUCCUUUGUUUUGUUUCUGUUGUUUCAGUUCCUCUUCAUCUGGGAGUGUCUGUUCAUGGAUGCUGUAUGCUGUUGUUACGCUCUUCAGUUCACUACAGACGCAGCAUUGUAAAUGUAGUGGUUAAAACUGCCCCCAUGUGUUUUCUAUACCUGCACGACUUCUUUGCUCCAUAUACUGUAGACAUGACUGCAUUAGUCGAGUGCCUCUGUAGAUGGUUUUAAGAGGAAUGAUUAUUUGCCUAGCAAUCUAAUGGAGAGAAAGGAAUCUGCUCUUAGUGCUGGUUCUGUUAAAGUAUCUGUAAAUGUUUGUCCCUACCAACUCUUAUGGAAAGCUUCAAUAAAUUCCUGAUUUUGA
Molecule: messenger RNA, 1870 nt
Organism: Rhinichthys klamathensis goyatoka
Lineage: Eukaryota; Metazoa; Chordata; Actinopteri; Cypriniformes; Leuciscidae
Gene: chic1
Product: cysteine-rich hydrophobic domain 1
Exons: 6
Coding region: 20-541 (173 amino acids)
Source: RefSeq, a predicted model, not a curated record